This is a messenger RNA of Blepharisma stoltei, 1002 nucleotides long. The record is from the annotation of a GenBank genome assembly. Lineage: Eukaryota; Ciliophora; Heterotrichea; Heterotrichida; Blepharismidae.
AUGAUUAAUAAUAAAAUAAUUAGCAUGUCUUGAGAGCUAAUCAAAAAUAAUGAAGCUGUAAAAACCCAAAAGAUCGUUAAAGAAUUAAGAGACAAGAGAUCUGAAGUUUUAAAUAAGCCAAUUGACCCAGAAUUAGAGAAAGACUUUAGAAGAAUCUGCACAAUCUACGGAAAAGAUGCCUGCAUUUAUGAUCCACUUCUUCAGCAAGCUUAUCAAGAUUAUGUUAAUGCUUAUCACAAAAAAGCAUCUCUUUAUACUAUUGUAGAUGAUAAUUACAGGACUAAUUUGAUUAUUUAUGAUACAGAAAAUCAAACUGAAGAAUUAAAGAUUAUAGAGACUCCUGAGCCGCUAAACCUAUUCACAUGCAUUGCUCAACUGCCGAAUGGUAAUUUAUUUUGUUUUGGCAAUGGCUCUUGCUCUGGGAUUUCAUUAAUAAUCGAUGAGAAUUCUAGAGUUCGGCAGCUGCCAUCUGGAACUCAAUGCUAUAGUUCAUCAACUAUCUAUUUCGAUCAUAAUAUUUACUGCUUUGGAGGAUAUAAUGAAUGUGGUGAAGCUUUAACUCUAUCAGAGAGAUUUGAUUUGAAUGAAAACCGAUGAAUCAAAUUAAGCCCACUUCCGCAACAUGAUUACUGAUGUCAUAGUAUAAUAUUUAAUAGGAAUAUUUUGAUUUCUGGAUGGAAUAAUAAAAAUGUUUUGAUAUAUUCAAUUGAUAUUGAGUCUUUCUCCACAAUUCCUUAUGACUUUGAAGCAUAUAAAAUAAAAAUCCUAAUUAAUUCAGAGAGAAUGUAUUUAACUGAAAUAAAUGGAUCAGUCUAUGAAAGCGAAGUUUCAAAUGAGUUUGUCUGGAGACGAAUAUCAAAAUCAAUAAUAAAUUUUAGUCUUUAUCAAGUUUAUCUGACAUACAACAAAGGAGAAAUAAACAUUGCGGGUAUUAGUGGCGAUACCAAAAUUUGUCGUUACAAGUUUAAUUUGAACCAAAAGUCAUUUAUUGAGCUGCCUUAA